Molecule: messenger RNA, 1224 nt
Organism: Plasmopara halstedii
Lineage: Eukaryota; Oomycota; Peronosporomycetes; Peronosporales; Peronosporaceae
Exons: 1
Coding region: 1-1224 (407 amino acids)
Source: RefSeq, a predicted model, not a curated record
AUGGUGGUUGACAAUUACUAUUUCCCGCAAGUCAUGCGAGGUGCAUAUUACGUGGCCACUGCUUUCUUCAUCGCAAGUAGCACCUGCACAGCUGCUGAAUCUGUCCAGAUCAAGUCUGUAAAAACGCAAUUACAUGACAAGUCUCAAGCCGGUGGUUUUGACACAACGACGUUGCCCAGAAGAUCUCUUAAAGGGAGUGGAGAAACCCCAGUGGCUGAAGAAGAGCGCGUCAAUUUUGCUCAAGUAAUCGAGAAAGCAGAAAAUACUGCUUCUAACACCUCUUUAAAGUUGAAGAAAACCAAGAAGCAACGUUGGCGUAGCUUGAAGAAUAUUCUCAUGCCCGAAAAACACGUUGGCACUUCCGCGAACUCAAGUGGAGAAAGGAUCCGAAUUCUCCAGAAAAAUCAUGAAGACGCUAUUGCAGAACUCAAGCAAGUUAACAAAAAAUUACUCGUUGCAAUAGAAGAAAUCGAGGAUAUAAAACACAAAACUACUAGAGCUUUUCAGUACUACGACUUUCACGACGACCUCGUCCAGUAUCACUUCGAGCAAGCUGAUGCCGCUGCCAAAAAAGUCCUCGAAUCCUCCAGCAAAAUGAAAGAUAUCGAACACGAGUGGAGAAAUGCCUUGGAAGCCGCCGAAGCCGCCACCACCAGUCUCCUCACACAAGCAAAACUAAACGAACAACUCGCCAUACCUGCCUUCAAAACCGGGGACGAGGAAAAGUAUCAAAUCAAUGAAGCCCCUCAAGCUGAUCGAGAAAAUGCCAUCAACAAAGCUAAACAAGAUGUUAUAACAGCCGAAAAAUAUGAGCAGAAAUUCCUCGACCUUGCCGACUCCUUUAAGAAGAAAUUUGCGACAGCUCAAGAAGAUCUUAAAUCGCGACUUAAAUUUGCUGAGAAUUACAGAUAUGCAGUCAGUGGUGCCAUGCAAUCUAAUGAAAAUGAGAUUCCACAAGCCGAGGAAGCUGUCUCAAGUGCUCAAGCCAAUCAAAAUGCUCAAGUCGCGGAAUUUAUUCCCUCAAAUCAAGAGCUCGAGAUUGCUCGAGCCGGUGGAAAUCCUCAGUUAAACUUAAAUUUGAGAGCCAUCCUAUCCGAGAAACCCACUUACGCUACCCAAGAUCUCUUAGCCGCCCAUGCCCGCCAUGCCGCCCCUCCUGCUCAUUUUGAUACCGACAGUCAUGUCAGAGCUGGACUUGACUUUGAGCCAACCCCCGAAUCCUAG